Aspergillus nidulans FGSC A4 is the source of this 1911-nucleotide messenger RNA. RefSeq names its product putative C6 transcription factor. The record is from RefSeq and is a predicted model, not a curated record. The transcript has 4 exons. Gene Ontology annotation, molecular function: zinc ion binding; DNA binding; DNA-binding transcription factor activity. The coding region runs from base 1 to 1911 and encodes 636 amino acids. Lineage: Eukaryota; Fungi; Ascomycota; Eurotiomycetes; Eurotiales; Aspergillaceae. Gene Ontology annotation, cellular component: nucleus. Gene Ontology annotation, biological process: regulation of DNA-templated transcription; DNA-templated transcription.
AUGUCACAGCGCCCGCGGAAGUUCCAGCGCAUCUCCAAAGCCUGCGAUUUUUGCAAUCGAAGGAGCAUCAAAUGUAAUAAGAACAACGGCCCUCUUGCUCCCUGCCAGAACUGCGCCGAUUUCGAUGUUCCCUGUACCUAUGACCGUCCGGCUCGUCGACGUGGUGCGCGCAGAAAUGCCAGUCCCGCCGGCGGCCAGUCGGCGCAACCAGGAGGCCCGACACCAGCGCCUCGAGAUGACGAUGCUGCUCGACAGCUCUCAGGCUCAGUGUCAAGCACGGCCUACCAGUCUCGUCCAAGCAACGCCUCGUGGGAUGGUCUCAACGGUACCGGCGCCGUAGUGCUGGCCGGUCCAAGCGAGGGUGCCUCGGUCGCCCCGUGGAAGGCGUUCGCGACUGCCUGUCAAGACACCAUCCGGGACUUGGCCCAGGUCUAUUUCGAGAUCGUCUAUCCAAUCUUCCCCUUGUUCCACUGGCCCACGUUCACAAAGGCGCUUGAAAGCAUGGACUAUCUCCACGACGACGGUCUUUUUGCCUCAACAAUGGCAAUGUGCGCGUUGGCAUCUGCCCGCGCUCGCGACGGGGCUUUAUACUCGUCUCACUGGAGUUCUAGGCAGCUGGCGAACCCGCCGUCGGAAAUUUUCUGCAUGGCGGCGAAGGAAUCGAUCCCCCGCGAUUUGGCCGCUGCAAAGGGCACUGAGUACAUGAGAGCGUGCGCCAUCUUAAGCAUUGCCAGUAUCCAGCAUGGACAGAUCCAAGGCAUGCAGCAGUACCUGGGCAUGUAUCACACCUUGGCAACAAUGGACGGGCUCCACGACGAGAAGUUCUGGCCGAAAAAUUUGGAUCCCGUCACCAUCGAGAUUCGCCGACGAAUGUUCUGGUCUAUAUACACAUUGGAUGUGUACUCGUCGAUCGUCUGGGGCGGGAUCAUUCGCCACCGCGAGGCGCAGUCGAAUGUCCGUUACCCCGGCGAACUAAAGGACGAUUUUAUCUCGAAAAACGCCCAUGGGGUGUCGCCUACGGAGAACGGGCGGGUCGGUGCGUCUGGCGUAUCGGACGAUUGGAUAUGUGGCUGGAAUUUCAUCACCGAUAUGUACCGUAUGCUAGAGCAUGCCCUCGAUAGUCAGAGGCGACGACCGCGCCCCAACAACGGCACAGCGGACGUCUGGUCGCUAUUUCGUCCCCCUCAGACUGCAGGCUCGUGGCUCAUGGACCACGUCUUGUCCAUGUACUCGUCGCUACCUCCCCAGUUCCGAGAAACGCAACCGGUUACCGGAGACCUAGCCCACGACAUUUUCGGCUUCCAGUCUGCCAAUAUCCAAGCGACUCUCCAGCUGCUGCGGAUGGUCCUCUCCUCGAAUGAGGAGCAAGGAGUAGAUGAGAAAUGCGAUGUCGCUGGUCAGGUCUUGAGUGUCUUCUCCAAGGUGCCUGUUGAGUAUCUCAAAGCUAUCAGCUCUCCACUCUUACACCACCUCGGUGGGAUAGGAUAUAUCCUUGGCUCAGUGAUGGAAGGCAGUCUGUCAGAAGUGUCUUACCAACGUGUCCGCACCCUCCUGUUGGAGAUGGCCGACCUUCUGCAUCGAUUGGAGUCGGGCCUGCGCCGAUCCACUGGCACAAGCGAGCGCCUUAAAGCACAAGUCAAUCGCAUCGACGAAUAUAUGAUGACCAAGCUAUCGUCUACUGCCUUUGCACCACAACCGCGGCCGACCUCGAUUCUCAAUCCACCAGUCCAAGACGACCUAGUGUCCGGAGUCUACCAGCAAUCCAAUAUUACGCCUAUGCAUGCUCCAAUGACCGGGAUGGACGACCCAAUCGCUCAGUUCCAAUUGCCGGCAGAGCUGCUAAAUGACUGGCCUUGGCCAUUCGACACUGGCACAUCGGACGGCGUGUUUCCAUUGGCUUUUGUGAAGUGA